ACUAGACUUCAACAAGUCCCAUUCCUAUAGCCACCAUCUCAACACCUGAUUUCUGUGCAUUACAAAUCAUUAGCCACUGCCACUACAAGAUUUCUGGUGUUCGGAGGCACCAGCAUGGCUUCCGUGGUGAUCUCGCGUAGACUCUCUCCUAAGUCACUAAAACCCUCUCCUCCAUCUAUUUCCUCCCUUUUCAUCUCCCAUAGACCCCAAAACCACACCCUUGAUUCUAAGCCCACUCUUCCUCAACGACCCUUAAACCCUAAUCUCAAUCUCUCUAAUUCCUUGUCAAGCUAUCCUGCUGGUUCCUCCAUUCUUGAACACCAAUCAGAUCCAAAACCCACAAAUCUUACUCUCAAUUUUAUUAGAUCACACUCUUAUUCAGGUACUAAAACCAAAGAUCAUGACUUUAUUCGGUCAACAAUGAAAAACCCUAGAAUUUUCUCUGCACCUAGUAUUGGACAAGCCCAAAAUUCAGUUCAAAACCCUGGUUUCAAGCAAAAGAUUUCUAUUUUUGCAAAAUCCAUGAAUUCAAGUUUGGAUUUUAAGUUAAAAAAUCCUAGAUAUAUUGGGUUAUUGAACCCAAAGCACAGAUAUUUUUCAAGUUCAGGUUCAUCAUCAGAUUCUGAUGAACCCCAAGACCAAAGUGAGUAUCCAAGCCAAAACCCUGAUUUCAAAGACCAAGAAAUUGAGGGUCUAACUGUAGAAAGAGACCUCUCAGCUUUAGCCAAUGAGACCAGAGAGGUUUUAGAAAGGACGAUGAAGAACAUAUAUGGUUUGAGCAGAGCUGUUGCUGUUCUGGGUCUGGUUCAACUUGGACUUGGAGCUUGGAUUUCUUAUGUUACUAAAGCGACACCAAUGACUGAGGUGUCAAUUCAAAGUUUUGUGGCAUUCGGAUUUCCUUUUACGUUGGCAUUUAAGUUGAGGCAAACAUUGAAGCCAAUGCUCUUCUUCAGAAAGAUGGAGGAGCUAGAAAUAAACAGCAGAUCCGUGUUGGGGAAACUCAAACGAGAGAAGAGUAACCGAUGGAAAUUUCUUAUAACAUCAUUCAAAGAACAAACCGGCCAUGCAUUCACUAUAACACAACCGGAAAAAAAAUGGGAUGGAUGCAAAAAGGAUUGGAGGAUAUGGACAAAGUUGAUUUCUGAAACUGGUGUGGGCUGGAGUAGUGAAUUAGGAACAAAUUUAGCUAGCAAUGAGUGGUGGAAAGCAAAACUUCAGGAAAUUAGAGGAGCCAAAAAAUUUAGACAUGUUGGUAUUGAACCGUCUUUGAAGAUUAAAUUUGACAUAAUGUAUUCCAGCAUUGCUGCUAUUGAAGAAUAUGCGUGGGCUCCAUCAUUAGGAGUACUUGGUGGCAAUGAUAUCGAUCCUUUCAUUAACAAGGUCAACAUUGAUGGUACUGAUAUGGAAGAAAGAAGCGAUGAUUCAGAGGAGGAUGAGAUUUCAAAUUUGAAGAAUGACAUGUCUCAAAUGGUUGGCGGGGUGAAUAUGUCGAGCAGCAACAACAUAAAGAGUAGUGGCAAAAGAAAAGAAAGAGAUCCCUCUAAGGUUCGAGGCAGAAAGAAGAAGACAUCUGGAAUUGGUGUCCAGCUGCUGUCACGGUGGGAUCAACUACUUGAGAGUAUGUCGACUAGGAGUAAUUUCACUUCUUUACAUAUGGAUCGGCAAGACUGUAGUAUUCUCGAGGUGAUGGCUGAGCUCUAAUCAAUUCCUGGAGUUUCAAUUAAUGAUGAUUUUCAUGACUUUGCUACGGAGUAUCUGAGUUUAAGAAGGAAAAGAGAAAUGUGGUCUAGUAUGGGUGGUCUUGAAGAGAAGUUGAAAUGGUUGAAGCGAAUGUAUGCACGAAGUAAACGUGCUUAGCUAAUAUGAUAUGAUUUUAUUUUCUAAAGCGUUAAUUUAAUAACUAUGUUAAAGUGCUAGCUAAAUUUAAUGUGUUAUGUUAUUUGACAUGCUUGAUAAUUUAUUUAUACAUGUUUACAUUUGCAGAAUAA
Molecule: messenger RNA, 1988 nt
Organism: Populus trichocarpa (black cottonwood)
Lineage: Eukaryota; Viridiplantae; Streptophyta; Magnoliopsida; Malpighiales; Salicaceae
Exons: 4
Coding region: 115-1701 (528 amino acids)
Source: RefSeq, a predicted model, not a curated record